This is a messenger RNA of Gloeophyllum trabeum ATCC 11539, 1728 nucleotides long. RefSeq lists its product as uncharacterized. The transcript has 5 exons. The record is from RefSeq and is a predicted model, not a curated record. The coding region runs from base 1 to 1728 and encodes 575 amino acids. NCBI's taxonomy places the organism in Eukaryota, Fungi, Basidiomycota, Agaricomycetes, Gloeophyllales, Gloeophyllaceae.
AUGGCGGGUCGGAAGCGUAAACCAGCAACCGAGCCUACCAGUAGUGCAGGUGAAGGCGCCAAGAAACCUGUCAAGGAAAAGAAGAAAAAGAACGGGAAUCCACGGAAACCCAAGAAACCUGCUGAGGCCGAGGAAGAUGCACCCGAAGACGAGGCAUCGUCAAAGCUCAAGAUCAGUGGCACACGGCUACACGGCGCGGACUUAGAAUUAGUGGGGGUCAGAGUGGCCGGUUCUCGGCCGGUUCUGACACUCGGUCCUGAGACGGCAUCGGUGUCACUAUACGCUACAACGGUCGACUCCUCUCCGGUGCUACGUACUGCUGUCCAGCUGUCCAUGGCGGGUCGGAAGCGUAAACCAGCAACCGAGCCUACCAGUAGUGCAGGUGAAGGCGCCAAGAAACCUGUCAAGGAAAAGAAGAAAAAGAACGGGAAUCCACGGAAACCCAAGAAACCUGCUGAGGCCGAGGAAGAUGCACCCGAAGACGAGGCAUCGUCAAAGCUCAAGAUCAGAUGGGAAGACGAGAACCAUAAGCUUACUUGGUCACUCAUCACCGCCAUCACCGAUGACUCCGAGAUCAGGCAGGGUCUUUUCCCAGCUCCGGGUGCUAACAUCUCGACCAGCCAAGGCGGUGGUAAGCCUAAGGCCGACCACUACUGGGUGCUAUGCGUAGCUCUCUUCUCCGAGCACGAGGACUAUCGGGACCAUUUUGCUCGAGUCAACCGGGGAAGCGCCACCUCAACCAAGGAUCGCACCCUAUGGGGUGAUAAGAUCAAGAAUCGGCUGAGGAAGAUGGCUACGCAGGUGCGAGAGAUCAGAGAUCAGAUGGGAGAAACAGGUGAAGGCAUCGAGCGGAAGGAUGACUUGUGGGAAGAAUCGGAGCAAGCUAACAAGUGGCAGCUGCAUGAGAGCGAGUGUCCGUGGUACUGGGACAUGAAGGCCCUGAUCGGUCAGCGUCCCAAUCUGACUCCGACGGGACUCGGCAAUUCAGCAUCUACCAUUGAUCUUGAUGGGAACUCCGCUGCAGUGCCGUCUGACAGUGAACGCGAUGAGGCCGAAGACGCGGAUGGCGAGUCCGGCGAGAGCGAGUCCAAGAAGUCUGGCAACAUGUCCAAAGCUGUGCGCGAGAAGGCUGCCUCGCGUAGGGAGAAGAAGAAGACGCCGGCACGUCCAGGUACUUCCGUACCUGCACCUGCACCUGCCGUACAAAACAAGAAGUUCAAGCCCGAUUUCCAAGAGGUCGCGAAGGCCGAGGAGCUUACUUGUCAGCGUGAGCUUGAGCUGCAGAUUGAACAGACGAAGCUUAGUCUUGAAAAGACAAAGGCAAAUCUGGAGCUCCGGAAAGAGAAGACCAAGAUCAAGGGGGACUUGGCUCGACUGAGGAUGGAGCAGGAGCAUCAGCGGAAGAUGAUGAAGUACGCUCGUGUGCCAGGUCCUGCGCCGCUCUUCCAGCCUGGGAUCACCCAUCCGGCCUCGACAACAUCAGUGUCUCCCAGCUUGGGUGGUCUCUCGUUCGACACACUCAUGAUGGGUGGUGGUCAGGCUGGUGUCGGUCCGCAGAACCAUCAGGGUUUUGCGCUUGCUUCUACUCGUGCAAGUACACCUUACUCCUCUGAUGGCUAUGAGCUGGCGUCUGCCUCAAUGGAUGCCGCUUUCGGCCGCUCAAGUUCUGAGGAUCCGUUUACAGGGGAACAGCAAAACGAGAACAGGAUGCAUUCGGCGUUAUUCUAG